Molecule: messenger RNA, 2855 nt
Organism: Anopheles stephensi (Asian malaria mosquito)
Lineage: Eukaryota; Metazoa; Arthropoda; Insecta; Diptera; Culicidae
Product: nucleolar transcription factor 1-like
Exons: 6
Coding region: 316-2397 (693 amino acids)
Source: RefSeq, a predicted model, not a curated record
CAAUCCACAUUGUUUUCCAAACCUACCUCGCUGCUUCAACGGAAAGCAUUUCAUGUUAGAAAAAAGCCGACGCGUUUGUUGCCAAAUAGCACGCGCGUCUGUGGAGUGGUUGGUUUUAUGAUAAAGCGUACAAUAGCUACACGUUUUUCUUUUGAAUUCCUGUCGUGUGUUGUUAGUUUCGUAGAAUUCGUAACAAACGGACGCAAUCCCCCAUUUUUGGAGGGAGCAGCCUGCCCGUACCCAUAACCUAAGUUUGCAUCACGAACUGUCGGUGAAACCGGAACAUCUUCCCUCAUCUCCGGCCUAGACUUCACGAUGAGGAAACGUUCGCUUUCUGUCGCUUACGAACGUGCUCCAAGGGUGGAACAAAUAUCGAAAAGGUUUGAAGGAGUGCCAUCCGACCACGAGAAUGAUAGCGAUUCCGAGGAAGAAAAUGAGGAGGUGGAAGCCACCGAUACCGCAUCCAACUGGACUGCGGACGAUUACAGGAAGCUGGUCACGCAGCUGCGAGCGGUACUGCCGCGAAAGGACCAGAGAAAAUCGAAGGUAAUGCUGAACAAAAUCGAAUGGGAUCGGGUAGCAUUUGACGACCAUUCGCCAGAAGAGACGAGAGCGGUUACGCACGAAAUCAUCAGCAAAAUACGCAAACAUCGUACGCUUGGCGAAAUGCUCGAGGAUGUACCACAGCAGGUGGACAAAAUACUAGCAACGGAGAAACCGAAAAACCCUCUCUCGGCGUACAAUUUCUUCAUCAAGGAAAAGUUUACCAUCUACAAGAACAAACACGCCGGUUUGAGCACCGUUGAGGUGUUCAAAUUGUUAAGCAAAGAGUUUUCCAGUUUGUCCGAGAGAAAGAAACAAAAGUACGAGACGUUGGCUGCUAAAGCGAAGGAAGAACAUAAGCUGCAGAUGGAACAAUACUACAAAGAUCACCCGGAAGCGGCGCAACAAAAAAAGUCGACAUCACAAAAAACUACAAAACAAAGGAAAGCUACGGCCGAAAAGCCAAAGACGAUCACACCAUUUGCAUUGUUCAAGCUGGACAAGAAAGCAGAGAAUGCACAAACAACUACCAGAGAACUGCGCAACCAGUGGAGCGAGCUGGACCUGAAGCGGAAGUUGAAAUACAUUCAGCAAGCAUUCAGGACCCAGUCAGAAAACACUGCCAACGCCUUAAAGCUUACCAAGGGGGAGCAGCAAUUGCUCGAGCAAGCCAAGGGAAAGCCUGGAUCGUUCCCCCGAUCGACGAGUGAGUACUAUCUCAAGCAUUAUGCCGAAAACGACACGACGCUGACAUUGACCGCGUGGCGCAAGCAGAAGAUGGUCGAGUACAAAAAUCUGUCCAAGUUGCGAAAGUUGGAGCUGGAAAUAGAGUACCGCCAGGCGAAGCAGGAGUACGUCAACAAGUACGAAGCGUACAUCGAGGGCUUAGCGGACGAACAGGCACGUCAGGCUGAGAUCGAACUUUUGCGGUCGUUCAUCGCAACGAAAAUGGAUAAGCACGAUCGGGUGCAGUGCGACAAUCGACCGUUGAUGUCGAUGAUGGAGGUGUCACGGGUUGAAAACGAGAUGGUAGACUUACCGAUCGCCGAAUCGACUACUUUGGCGCCGAAACGCGGCAAAGCAAAGGACAAGGCGUUGGCGAACAGCAUCAAACCGAAACCGGAACCUGCUGCCGUCGCAAGUCCGCUCAAAUCACAACCACUCAAAUCGAUUCUUAAAAGUCCGAUGACGGCGGUGCCAAAAGCUGCUGUGGCACAGGAAUUUGUCGUACCGGGCACGACGACGAGCUCACCGAACAAGAAACGCAAACACUCCUUAAGCGGCCAUGACUCGGACAGCAGUAGCACGGCGGAAAAGAGGAGCAAGCUAUCAAUCGUCACCCUGCUGAACAAUGAGGAGACUGGUAAAACGAAAUCCGAUGGAAAAGCAAAUGGCACCAAACCGUUGCCCGAUGAACCGGUACGGCCGCCUACAAACACUCUCGAGUUUUACAGAGAAAAAUAUUUCCUCGGCAAACCGGAAACCUGUGAAGCGUCGUUCAAAAAACUCUCAGCCGCCCGGCGAGCAUCGAUAAAGCGCGAAAUGAGUGUGGCUCACAGGAAGUACUUCAAACAGCUGCAAAAGUUCCUCAAAUCGGUGCCGCAGAAAAAUAUUGAGCUCUACCUACAGAAACUGAAGCAGGCCGAACGCGCCUGUAACAGAGGUGCAGAAUCGUCCUCCGAAGAUGAAGACGACGGGCAUGUAUCAUCUCUGGCUAAAGGUACACCGAAGCAGGAACCUCAAACUAGCAGCUGCAGUAGUGAGGAUGAGGAUGAUGCAGCUGCUGCUUCAGCCAAGCCCCAAAACGGGGCAAACAAUAGGGAGGAGGAUGAUGAGAGCAGCAGCGACGAAUAAGUGGUGGUCGGACGCUUUCUCACAAUUAUGAAGUAAGCAUCUUAGGCCCCGCUGUUUUCCGUUUUACAAAACAUAUGCUUCUGUUUUAUGUAUAAAUAUCGUAGAGGAUAAGAUGAAUCAUGCCGAAUAUUGGUACGCGUAGAAUAACGUAUUUCGAUCUAUUGGUCAUGUAGAGCGCAACUGUCUUUAUAACACUGGACCACAACAGUUACUGGACCAUUAACAGUUUGUUAAUGUGUAGGUACAUAGGUACAUGUUUUCUGUUCUGAAAUAGUGUAUGACUCUUUCCGGUAGGCUGGUGCGUACAGAUCCUUGCAGUUCCGAUUGUAGUGCUGCAGAUGAGUUUGGGUUAUGCUAGUUUUGUUUCUUUUACAGCGUGAAAAAGGCACCGCAGCCUGGCAGGUUUCUUUUCGUAAUGAUUCAAUUAAAAUUUAAUAAAGCAGUAAAAAGUCUACGUA